GACUGGACCGCGGCGGUAAAACGGAGCAGGACUCCGGCGUCCAAACUGAAUGAACUCCGGGAGCCGCGGUCUUUGUGAGGAUUAAACCGAUAUUGCGCGGAGUUGCACUCCUCCUCUUUUCCUCCCCCCCUCCUCUUUCCCCUCUCCUCUCCUCCCCUUCCCCAUCUCUCCCUCUCUCUCUUCUCACCCCUCCCUCCCCUGCCUGCUAAUUUUUAUGCAUUUUUCUAAACUGUCAUGGCGAUUUUGUGUCCUUGGAAAUAAAAAGCGCCAGUGUUUUUCGGGCUCGCGGGGAGGAUGUGUCGCCGGUGAGAGCGUGUGUCCGCUGUCCGGAGCAGGUAGCGGACGUGACGCAGAGGCUCCACCUCUGAACACUGUGUGACCGUGUCCGGUGUAGAGGCAGCAAGCCUCAGGGCGUGGAGGGUCCCUCGAAGCCCGAGGCCAAACCUGACGCUCCUCCUGGCUCCAUUGGUGCAUUGAUUGCUGUGCUCUGCUUCUGUACUGGAUUUCCCAGAGGUCGUCCGUCGGUCCAGUGAUGCAGUGAAGGGAUAGAAGAUGAAAAUACACAAGAAGGACAAGCAGCAGAUGUUUACUGGUCUCCUGAAGCACACGCCACCUCCGGCCUCCGCUGCAGCCGCCUCCUCCUCCACCUCGGACCAAAACAGCAACGCACAAACCACCGCUCCCACCAUCCCGCGGGGACACCUGGUCGUGGGAACCAAGGACCAGCUCCGCCUCCUCACCCCCGUGGGCAGCACGGCGACGUCCAAUCACUGCGCGGCGGCCGCCAAGCGCUCCGGAGGAGCUCCACGACCUCCCUCCUCUCUGAGCGAGGAGGAUGAUGGAGGGGGCGGAGGCAGGGUGAAGAAGAAACGAAAGAAAAAGGACAAGCGAGAACGGGAGCGAGGAGGAGGAGGAGCGGUGGAGGAAGAUGAGAGGGAAAGCAGCAGACCAAAGAAACGAAAGGAGGGGAGGGAGGCGCUGGUGGUCACACUGAGGAAAACCAGGGAGCCCAAGGAAGUCAAGGAGGCGAAGGAGCGGAAGGAGCGCAGGACCAAGGGGAGGGAGAGCAGGAAGGAGAGCGGAGCAGACCUCAAGAAUGUGGCAGCGGGGAGAGCAGCCGGCCCCGCCGUGGCCCCCGGACCCCCACAGGUCCCCGUGAAGGUGCCGGGCAAACGGGGACGGAAGCCCAAGAUCAAAGUCCUGCCUCCCGUACCUGCAAGUCAAGCGCCUCCAGGACUCCACGCUAAAGGCACAGGGCAUCUCCACGCUCGGAACUACGGCCAGGCCAACAGCAAGACCCCAGUGGCCUCGGCGCCGAAGCCGAGGGGGCGCAAACCCAGAGAUCCCGGCGCCGCGCCACCAGAGAAGAAGAAGAAGGGGAAGAGGAGAACCCAGGAGCCGAGCGUCCACGAAGGGGCGGACAGUGACGACACUACCUCAAUGUCAGCCCUGAACCUGGGCGGCGAGGACAGCCAGGACGCGCUGGACAACGCAAAGCGGCGUUCGGGACGACAGGUCAAGAGGAGGAAAUACAACGAGGAUUUGGACUUUAAGGUUGUAGACGACGAUGGCGAGACCAUCGCAGUUCUGGGAGCUGGUCGCAUCUCGGCGCUGAACGCCACGGCUCUGGCGUGGCAGGCGGAGGAGCCGCCUGAAGACGAGGCCAACAUCAUUGAGAAGAUUCUGUCUGUCAGAACGGUGAAGAAAGAGGACGAAGCAGAGGAGACAGAGGAGUUCUUUGUCAAGUACAGAAAUUUUUCCUACUUGCACUGUAAAUGGGCCACGCUAGAAGAACUGGAGAAGGAUCCUCGAAUUCACCAGAAGAUCAAACGCUUCAGGACGAAACAGGCCCAGAUGAAACACCUGUUUACAGAGCCCGAUGACGACUUGUUUAACCCAGACUACGUGGAGGUGGAUAGAGUGCUGGAGGUGGCUGUCACCACAGACACUGAGACCGGAGAGGAGGUGACCCAUUACCUUGUUAAGUGGUGCAGUCUCUCGUACGAGGAGGCGACCUGGGAACUGCAGGAGGACCUGGACCCGGAGAAGAUCAAGGAGUUUGAACAGAUCCAGAAGCUACCGGCAGACCUCAGGCACAUGGAGCGUCCGCUUCCUGAGAAAUGGCAGAAGUUGGAGCGCUCCAGAGAUUACCGCAAUGGAAACCAGCUCCGGGAAUAUCAGCUGGAGGGAAUGAACUGGCUGCGGUUCAACUGGUACAACAGAAAAAACUGCAUACUAGCAGAUGAAAUGGGUUUGGGAAAGACCAUCCAGUCCAUAACUUUUCUCUAUGAGAUCUUCACCAUGGGGAUUCGAGGGCCCUUCCUCAUCAUCGCCCCCCUCUCCACCAUCACCAACUGGGAGAGGGAGUUCCGCACAUGGACACACAUGAACGUCAUUGUGUAUCACGGCUCACAGAUCAGCCGUCAGAUGAUCCUGCAGUACGAGAUGUUUCACAGAGAUGCACAGGGUAACACUAUCCCAGGCGUGCUGAAGUUCCACGGGUUGAUCACCACCUUUGAGAUGAUCAUGGCUGACUGUCCAGAGCUGAGGAAGCUGCACUGGCGCUGUGUGGUGAUCGAUGAAGCUCACAGACUGAAGAACAGAAACUGCAAACUGUUGGAGGGACUGAAACUCAUGAACCUGGAACACAAAGUUCUGCUGACAGGAACGCCUCUCCAAAACUCGGUGGAGGAGCUGUUCAGUUUGUUGAACUUCCUGGAACCGCAGCAGUUUCCUUCAGAGAGCACAUUUCUGGAAGAGUUUGGAGACCUGAAGACCGACGAGCAGGUUAAGAAGCUUCAGGCCAUUUUGAAGCCCAUGAUGUUGAGGAGAUUGAAAGACGAUGUAGAAAAAAACCUGGCACCUAAAGAAGAAACCAUCAUAGAGGUGGAGCUGACCAACAUCCAGAAGAAGUACUACCGAGCCAUCUUGGAGAAGAACUUCUCGUUUCUGUCCAAAGGAGCGAACCAGCACAACAUGCCCAACCUCAUUAACACUAUGAUGGAGCUCCGCAAGUGCUGCAACCACCCGUACCUUAUCACAGGAGCUGAAGAGAAGAUUCUUGAAAGCUUCAGGAAGAGCCACAGUCCAGAUGCACCAGACUUCCAGCUGCAGGCCAUGAUCCAGGCUGCAGGUAAGCUGGUGCUCAUUGACAAGCUGCUGCCCAAACUGCUCGCUGGGGGACACAAGGUCCUGGUCUUCUCCCAAAUGGUUCGCUGUCUGGACAUCCUGGAGGACUACCUCAUCCAGAGACGCUACACGUACGAGCGCAUCGACGGCCGCGUGCGAGGGAACCUGCGCCAGGCGGCCAUCGACAGAUUCUGCAAGCCAGACUCGGACCGCUUCGUUUUCCUGCUGUGCACCAGAGCAGGAGGCCUGGGAAUCAACCUGACAGCCGCCGACACCUGCAUCAUCUUCGACUCGGACUGGAAUCCUCAGAACGACUUGCAGGCCCAGGCACGCUGCCACCGGAUCGGCCAGAGCAAAGCGGUGAAGGUCUACAGACUCAUCACCAGGAACUCGUACGAGAGGGAGAUGUUUGACAAAGCCAGUCUGAAGCUGGGGUUGGACAAAGCUGUCCUCCAAGACAUCAACCGCAAAGGCAACCUCAACGGGGUGCAGCAACUUUCUAAGCUGGAGGUGGAGGACUUGUUGAAAAAAGGAGCAUAUGGAGCUUUGAUGGAUGAAGAAGACGAAGGUUCUAAGUUCUGUGAAGAAGACAUUGAUCAGAUACUUCAGAGACGGACUCAAACCAUCACUAUCCAGUCUGAGGGCAAAGGCUCCACAUUUGCAAAGGCCAGUUUCAUCUCGUCUGGUAACAGGACGGACAUUUCUCUAGACGACCCCAACUUCUGGCAGAAAUGGGCCAAGAUUGCUGAAGUGGAGAUUGACUCCAAGUCUGAGAAGGAGUCGCUGGUGAUCGACACGCCGCGGGUGAGGAAGCAGACCCGUCACUACAACUCCUUCGAGGACGACGAGCUGAUGGAGUUCUCGGAGCUAGACAGCGACUCAGAGGAGCGGCCCUGUCGGACCCGUCGCCUCGGCGACCGCAGCCGCCGCUACCUCCGCGCCGAGUGCUUCAGGGUCGAGAAGAACCUGCUGAUCUUUGGCUGGGGUCGGUGGAAAGACAUCCUGAAUCACGGCCGCUUUAAAUGGCACCUGGCAGAGAGAGACAUGGAGGUCAUCUGUAGGGCUCUGCUUGUUUACUGCUUGAAACACUACAAAGGCGAUGACAAGAUAAAGAGCUUCAUCUGGGAUCUGAUCACACCCUCCAAAGAAGGCCAGGACCAGUCGCUGCUCAAUCACUCUGGCCUGUCGGCCCCGGUUCCGCGGGGUCGGAAGGGGAAGAAGCUGAAGAACCAGCUGAAUGUUCCCGAGCUGAAGAACGCAGACUGGCUGGUCCACUGUAACCCUGAGGUGGUGCUGCAGGAUGAGAGCUACAAGAAGCACCUCAAACAGCACUGCAACAAGGUGCUGCUGAGGGUGAGGAUGCUGUACUACCUGAAGGUGGAGGUUUUGGGUGAAGCUGCCAAUCAGGCCGUUGAGGGGGAACCUGCCAGUAAACUUGAGGUGGCGCUGCCAGACAUCGACUACAUAGAGAUCCCAGCGACGUGGUGGGAUGCAGACGCUGACAAGUCUCUGCUCAUAGGAGUCCACAAACACGGAUAUGAGCGGUACAACGCCAUGCGUGCCGAUCCGGACCUGUGUUUCCUGGAAAGGGUUGGGAUGCCAGACGUCACGGCGCUGUCUGCUGAACACGGCGGAGGCGGAGGGGAGGCGGCCCCCGACACCACUGACAGUGUUUGCAAAACUGAAGAGGCCAAGGACGACACCGAAGGCAAAGCUGAUGGAGGGGAGGACAGAGACGAGAGCAGCAAGGGAGAAGAAACUUGCUCCAGCACUGAUACUUCAGACAAACCUGACAGUACAGGAGCAGACUCUCAGAUGUCCGGCGACUUGUGUGCCCAGGAUGGGACUCUAGUCACCACGACAACCGCAGGAACUGGAAGCGGCGUGGCCUCUCUACAUGUGGUCCAGGCCCGCCCCCUGUGGCCCAGCGGGCCCGCCCUGACGGCCCGCCUGCGCCGCCUCAUCACCUCCUACCAGCGCUUCACGCUGCGCCGCGAGCCUCUCCUCAGGCACGAGUUCCUGCUCCACGACAGCCUGGUGGGCAUGGGCAUCGGAGGAGCCGUGGCUCACGGGCACCACGGCGCCGGGCCGCUGGCGUGGCAGCUGGGCGAGGAGCUGAGGAGGUGUUCUGUGGUCGCCACAGAACCCGACCCCCUGUUCCUGGAGUGGCAGAGGAGGUGGACUCGUCGUGAGCAGGCGGAUUUCUACCGCACCGUCUCGUCGUUUGGGGUCGUGUACGACCCAGAGAGGAAGGCCUUCGACUGGUCCCAGUUCAGGGCACUGGCUCGACUGGAGAGGAAGACGGACGAGAGUUUGGAGAGAUACUUCAACUCCUUCGUCAACAUGUGCAGGACGGCCUGCAAGCUGCCUCCCAGGAAGGAAGAAGGCUUGGUGGAUCCUAGUGUCCUGGUGGAGCCGUUGACAGAAGAGAGAGCAGCUCGGACUCUGUAUCGCAUUGAGCUGCUACGAAAGAUCCGAGAGCAGGUUCUCCGUCACCCGUUGCUCUCGGCCCGCCUCCAGCUGUGCCGCCCCUCCCUCUACCUCCCGGUCUGGUGGGAGACGGGCAAACACGACCGAGACCUCCUCAUCGGCGCCGCGCGCCACGGCUUGAGCCGCACUGACUUCUACAUCCUCAACGACCCGCAGCUGAGCUUCCUGGAGGCCCACAGGAACUACGUGAGGGGGCAGCCCUCCCACCUGCUCCCCAGUCACCCUCACCCCCACCACCCGGGCUUGGUGACGCAUCCUGGCAUCUCGUCCGUGUCCUCGUCUCAUCCGCAGUUGCCACAUCCACACUGCUGUUUGUACGAGUCGGGACUGGCCCGCCACUCCCCUCAGCCUCCCGACUACCCCCACCUGUCCUCCCACAAUCAUCACCAACAGCAUCACUCUGUGCCUUCACCAGCGCCUUCCUCUUCCUCCACCUCUCACCCUCAUCUCCACCCUUCACCCCUUGAUGCUCACGAAUCGUCCUCACCGAGCCUGGGAAUGGUUCCUGGUUCAAGGGGAGAUUUCCUGGACUGUCCUCCUCUGGAUGAAACACUGGAGCUGAGCUCCCUGCAGCACGACGCCAUGUCUACAGAUGCUUUACAUGGAGGGAAAACAUCCAAAGAUGCCCUCAAUGGUUUCCCAUUCAACUCCGCUGCAGGAGGCCAAAGCAUGCUCAACUCGUACGGUGUCGGGGGAACAGAUUUGGAUUCCAAACUGAGGAGCGACGUGCUUGUUGGUGAGCAGGGCUCCUCUGAGGAAACGGGGCUGAUGGCGCCGUCAGUGGAGCUGGAUCAGUUACAGGCUCCCUGGGACAGUACAGACCACACCAGUCCUGUUCACCACAUGUUCAACGAAUCGGAUCCAAUCCUGGGUCCGUCUGCGCUGGAGACAGGCUUUUUGGAGGAGGAAGAUGAGGAGGCACAGAGGGCAGAUGGAGCAGGGGAGGAAGGUGGAACUCUGGAGGAAUGUCUAGGCCUCCCGCCUCCAUCCUCUCCUUCCCACCCCUCUGCAGGUGCAGAGGUUGAGCCACUGUCCUCGAGUUACAUGCUCUUCAAGGACAUUGGUGUGAGUGAAGAACCAAGUGCAGAUCAAACGGACCUCUCGGCCAGCCCCCCUCCACCUUAUGUCCCCCCUCCUGCACUUUCUCUGUCUGACAUCACUGGCCAUGAGCCACAGGAAAGGCUGGGCCAGUCUGAUGUUGCAGAGAGCUUAAACCAUCCUGAGGAGGACCAGGGAGAAGGUGCAGGGUUUGAAUUUGAUGACAAGGAUCAGGAACAAGGCAUUGGAGACUUGUCUAUGGCGCAGAAUGUGAGAAAAGAAAUAGCUGGGAGUUUGGAAAUGGAUCAGUCAGGUGCCGACCACGUUCAAGACUUGGAGGUCCUAAGUCCACAUGGGGAUGCAACAGAGCAGGAGCCGGAUUUGGGGGUCCAGAACGAGAGGAUGGACAUGUCAGACCAACUGUCUGCAGACCUCCAGCAGAGCUUUGUGCCAAUGGAACAUAAAACGGACCUUACUCAGGAGGUGCACCCUUUUCUUGGAAAGCUUGAACGGUGCCCAGAGUCCAUUGAGGAACCUGAGGAGGAGGUGGACAGGCUCAUCUUGUAUCAGGCAGUAGAGGAAGUAUCAAUGGAAAACUCAGUUGAACCUGGGACCAUGAUGGGAGACGUAUCUGGAGAGUUCUUGCAAGAGAGAGACAUUGCAGGAAAUUCUGGAGAGGAAGAUUCACCGGAGGACUUGGAGCUUGCAGAUCAAGUGGAUGAGGUCUCAGAAGGACAGAUGGGCCACAUGUCACUAGCUGAAGCAUGUAAUGAAGAGACUGAUAAAGCAGUGAAAGAGCUGAACACCAAGUCAUCUGAGAUGGAGCUGGGCAGUUUUUACUCUGAAUGCACGCAGGCCCCCUGCCCUUCUGCUUCUCCCUCAUCACCUGCAGGACCAUCACAGUCCAAUGGGACCACUACAAAGAGCGGAACCGCUGAUGGAGUUCAACCUGACGUUUCCGGGGAUCAGGAAGACAACAAGAGCCUAUUAUUCUCUUUUCAGGACAAAGACAGCCGGGACCCAAAACCAUUGGAUCUUAAAUUUUCCAUUUCGCCACACGGUGCUGGUGAGAAAAAACUGGAGCAGUUUGAAAUGCCGAUCAAGGUAGAGAAGACAGAAGAGAAGAUGGAGGGGGCGUUAACGACAUAUCCAGACACUUCGGAAGUCAAACAUUCGAGGUUUCUCGCUUACGCUGUGAAGUCAGAAGGCUUGGUAGCUAAAUGUGAGCAGUUCGACUUCCAGCAGGAAAUACUGGACUCCAAACCUGAAGACCUAAGCCUUCCUGUGAAACCAGAGAGCUUUGAUAUGAAACCAGAAAUUCUCCACUUUGGAGAAUUCUCCGAUGGCAACGAGAUCAAAGCUGAAACCAAACCUGCAGUUCUAGGGGUCGAGACAAAAGCGGAAGGUUUACGGUUGACGGCUUUUCCUGACAUGGCUGCCGUCAAGCUUGAAGCCAAGCCGGAGGGCCUGGAGCUCGGAGCCUACCCAGACAGCUCUGAGGUCAAACCUGAGGCCAAGCCGGAGGGCCUGGAGUUCACGGCGCUGCACCAGAUCAAGGCGGAGGCGAAGCAGGAGCUGCUGGAGGCAGACAGCACCGUCCUGACCCCCAAGCUGGAGCAGGCGGACGCGCUGGUGGACGGCCCGGCAGUGAAAGGCCAAGUGAAGGAGGAGAGGCCUAGUUCACCAGUGCCUGUCAUGGAGGGAUAUGCAGGAAGCCCGAGGUUUGCAGCUCCCUUGUCCAUGUGUGAGAUUCAGAACAGUCUCCACGACUCCAAGGAGCCAACCAUCGCUCAGCUGUUGCAGGAAAAGGCCUUUUACUCCUUCUCUGAAUGGCCAAAGGACCGAGUGAUCAUCAACCGCCUGGACAGCAUCUGCCACGCCAUCCUGAAGGGGAAGUGGCCCUGGCCUAGUGAGCAGCACGACUCUCCCGGCUCCCUGGGGGCCAACUCCUGCCUGUCCAGCAGCUUAGCCCAGCAUCACGCCCACCGGCCGGGUUUCCUCCCCACCUCAGCCUCCAGCUCGGCCCCAGGCCAGGCCCGGGUUCAGCCGGCCAGCCCCGCGCUGGGCUUCUCCAUCCCUCCCCCCCUCACCCGACUGCCAAAGUACAUGUCGCGGGGCGGCGCAUGUGGGCGCGGAGCUUGGCGCCUCACCUCACUGCCUCUCUUGCAGGAGAGGCUCGUGGCUCCUCCUUUCCUCCCCGAGCUCAAACGCGCGGGAGGUCGGAGGGCCUUCGAUUACGAAGCCGCCGCCGCCGCCGCGGCCAAGGUGUUGGCUGGGAAGGCGGCGCCUCCGUGCCACCCUGCUCCCAACGCAGGCUCCGCUGGCGAGAAGGUGCCGGUGGUGGCGCCGCCCUCGCACCGCACGGGAGCCAUGUUGAUUAACGGUUGGCAGGAGGCGGCCAUUGAUCUAACGAAGUCCUCCGGAGAGGUUAGCACCACCAGUGGCGCUGGGACCGGGGAAGGCGUGGCUGCGCCAGCGGCCGGGGGCGGCGGCCACAAGCUCCCACCGCCGCCCAUCACGGCGCCUCUGUCGGGCUCUGUGGGGAUCGACAUGGCCGGGAUUCUGCAGGCUGGACUCAUCCAUCCUGUAACAGGGCAAAUAGUUAAUGGGAGCCUGAGGGGAGAUGAUUCAUUGAGGAGGAGGAGGGGGCGCAGGAGAAACGUGGAGGCUCUGUACUCUGAGUUCACCAAGAGCAGAGGACUGCACCUCCCUGAGACACCGGGCCGAGUGGAGGUGAUCAGCCACUCGUCCGUCUCCUCCUCCACCUCCUCUCCCUCCCCCUCCCCCUCAGAGCGACCCGCAGGUCCUCCCACUCCCUCCUCCUCCUCUACUCCUACCCCCACCCAGACCCCUCCUCAGCCAGAGAUCGUGGCCAUUGACCGAGAGGCAGCGAGUAAAGGCCUCAUCGAGUGGCUGCGGCAGAACCCGGGCUACAGCAUGGACCUCCCAGGAUUCACCCAUUCGGGAGCAGGUCUGUUACAUGGGUUCGUGGAGCGUCCCAAGCAGAGGAGGCACCGCUGUAAAGACCCCACAAAGCUGGAUAUCAACUCCCUGACGGGGGAGGAGAGGGUUCCUGUUGUGCACCGAGGCACCGGCCGCAGGCUUGGUGGUGCUAUGGCUCCGGCCAUCAAGGAGCUUUCCAGGUGGCUUGAUGCCAACUCAGAGUACUAUGUGGCUCCAGACUGGGCGGACGUGGUCAAGAACUCUGGUUUCCUCCCCGAGGGCAAGUUUUCCCGGAUCCUGACGGAACCUGUCAACAGAGAUCCCAACUCCCGGCGCCGCGGGCGUCGGCCUCGCAGCGAGAUGCCAAAGCCCCUGCUGUCCAUGUCCGACGCGUCCUCAGCCGGCCUCGGGCCCCCGCUCUUCAUGAACGGCGGGUUGAUCGGCAGCAUGGACUCCAUGGUGGCCAUGCAGAACCUCCGCGGGGGUAUUCCUGGAAUUCCCAUCUCCGGGAUCAUGGCGGCUGGGUUCCCACACGGCUUCCAGGCGGGUGGAGCCGGAGCAUCCGUGGAAGACGCCAAGAACGGGUUGAGCAUGUUACCCAUGAUGCUGCAUGGCAUCCCUCACCCCCAUGGGGCUGCACUGCCGCAGCACGCCUUGUUCAGUGUUGGCACAAUGAUGACGCACACGCCUCCACCCCCCCCUCACCCCAGCGCCUCCUCCUCCUCCUCCUCACUGUCGGCUGCGAAGGUCACCACAACAACUGCACCCUCGACAUCCGACGCCGGCAGCCCCUCGUCGACGACGCCUGUUGAGAGAGAGAGCGCCUCAGUUUCUGGUGGUGAACAUGAGAAGAGCCAGGAGGAGAAGGGAGGUCUGGAGGUCAACAAGCGAGCAGGAGCCGCGGAGGCAGCAGCUCUCAUCACCUCCACCAGCAGAGCUCACAUCAGCUCAGCGCACCUCGGCGCCGGCACCGGCAGCCACCUCACCUUCAACCCCUUCCUGAUCCCAGGCAUGUCCCACGGCCUGCUGUACCCACACAUGUUCCUGCCACACGGGGGCAUCAUGGCGUUGCCUGCGAUGCCUCCUGGAGCCGUGGACGGUUCGCCAGGAAGCCCGAAGAGGAGAAAGAAGAGAGCGCGGGAGGAAGGGGACAGGGAGGAGGACAAGGACAAGGUGGUGACAGGGGAGGUAGAGGAGAGAGAAAGUACAGUUAAGGCCAGUGUUGAGCCCCACCCAGGCCCCGCCUCCUCUCCCUCCACCCCCCCUACCUCAGCUCCAGACCCAGGUCCCCCUCCUGCUGAAGAGCUCCACUCUCCACUCACUGGGUCGGCAGAUGGAGAGGACGGGCCCUCAGAGCCCCAGGAAGCAGACUCUCUCAACCAUCCAGAGGGAGCGGCGACAGAGGAGCCGGAGCAGCGUUUGGAGGCGACACGGGGGGAGAGACCGGACGCUGGCGAGCAGAGACGGGUGGAGGGGGAGGACGCAUAGACCCCCCCGUCCCUUCUGUCGCCCUCUUCCUCGGACACGCAACAGUGUAAAGUUUGUGCCGUGUCUGUCAGUCCAUGUUCAUGUAAAGACUUUUAUUAUGAUGAUGACUAAUAACAAUAAUUAUAUUCAGCUUGGUCAUGUUUAUAUACCAGAACCCAGCCACUCUCCACUCCCUCCUUGUAUACAAAAAACUAGUGUAAGAAAGGAUCUCCUGUGUAUUCGUCCCCUUCAUUCUACAUUGAGACUGAGUCGGGAAGGACGCUUCAGCAGAGUCUGAACCCGAGCUGUUGGUCAGCGAUUCGCUUCGAGACACCAACCGUUCAGCGUGUUGGUUUUGGACGCACAACAACGCCUCUUGUGUUUGCACAGACUGGAAUAUGACGGGAGGUGGUUGUCAAAGCCUGAAUCUAUGAGGCGCAGCCGAGCACAUGAAAUGUUGAAGGUCAAGAAUCAAGAAUGGAGCUUGUUCGCCUGCGUACUGUCCAGUUGUUUCAACGCCACUACAUUACAUGUUUGUUUGUUUCUGUUUUUGUGCAAUGUAAAGGAAACCCAACAUGUCGACUAAGCUAAUGUGGACGUUUGUCCCAUGAGUCUGACCCCGCGUUCCAUGAACAUAUGACACUAAACAUUAAGCUAAUGGAAACCACCUCUUUCACAAAAACCCGUCACAGCAAACACAUUUCCCAGUGAGGCCCUUUUAAAAAUGUCUGAAUCUGAUUCGAGCUGCUGACUCUGACAAAUACUACGUGCUCUGCUUCUCUCCUGGGACCGAAGCGCUAGCGUCGGUUUGAAGACCAGGCGAGGUGAAAGGUUCAGUGGCAUCGACUGCCGGUCUGCUCUUCAAACUGGCGCUCUGGUAUUUUUAGGC
Molecule: messenger RNA, 11956 nt
Organism: Betta splendens (Siamese fighting fish)
Lineage: Eukaryota; Metazoa; Chordata; Actinopteri; Anabantiformes; Osphronemidae
Gene: chd6
Product: chromodomain helicase DNA binding protein 6
Exons: 46
Coding region: 553-11088 (3511 amino acids)
Molecular function (GO): ATP-dependent chromatin remodeler activity; ATP binding; protein binding
Source: RefSeq, a predicted model, not a curated record